Molecule: messenger RNA, 5680 nt
Organism: Frieseomelitta varia
Lineage: Eukaryota; Metazoa; Arthropoda; Insecta; Hymenoptera; Apidae
Gene: Frl
Product: formin-like protein
Exons: 17
Coding region: 414-3695 (1093 amino acids)
Biological process (GO): cell migration; cortical actin cytoskeleton organization; regulation of cell shape
Cellular component (GO): cytosol
Molecular function (GO): actin filament binding; small GTPase binding
Source: RefSeq, a predicted model, not a curated record
UGUGUAAUGGCGCUGGUGCGUCAGAGAGUAGGAAAGUGACCGCCAGACGCAGCGAGUGCCUGGUUUCGCGUAGGUAGACUGGUUUCAGUCGUGCUUUGGUUCGCGCACGUUCGACAGUUUCUGCACUCGCGAUGGACGGCUUGAUACCUGUUGCACGGCCCGGCGCGCACCGGUUCCUCCCGUUGUCCACGUAUCGACGUCCGCUGUUGUAAUACCGCCGGAAGAAUAGAACAACAUCCGACUAUAUCGCCGCGAGGAUGCACGGAUGUUGACGUUUCUCGUGGCGUGACGGUACUUGCGGCGUGUCGCGAUUUUUCGGGUGUUCUGCGGGGCGAUAUAUAUACGCCGGGACGGGGGGGAGGAGGCGGUGAAUAUAUAUUAGUCGGCGCCACGGCCGCCCGGCUGGCGAGACAAUGGGGAUCGUGCAGAGCCGCGCCGGCGAAGGCGAUGGCGGUGUCCGCGAGGUGUUCAUCGGCGGCAUCAAGGGCGGCACGCCUCUACAAUCCUGUCAACCGAGCCUCGGCAUGGGAAGUUUGGGCGGACCGCACGCACGCAGCGGCAGCGUCCGCGGCGCGCCGAGGCAACCGAUGCCCGACGCCGCGGAGCUCGAGAGGCGCUUCACCAAAGUGCUGGCUUCAAUGGACCUGCCUCCGGACAAAGCGAAGCUUCUGAAGCAAUACGACAACGAGAAAAAAUGGGAUAUCAUAUGCGACCAAGAAAGGGUGCAAGCAAAGGAUCCACCGUCGCACUAUUUAGCAAAGUUACGCACCUACUUGGAUCCGAAAGCUUCGCGAAGCCAUCGAUCGUAUCGUUUUCUCACGUUCUUCCAGAAGAGGAAAAUGGUCGGGGAGUCAACGUCGACUCAAGUAUUGCGAGAUUUGGAAAUCUCGUUACGCACAAAUCACAUAGAAUGGGUAAGGGAGUUCCUAGACGAGGAGAACCAAGGCUUGGACGCCCUUAUAGACUACCUCAGCUUCAGGUUGCUCAUGAUGAGGCACGAGCAACGCCUCGUGGAGUCCCACGCGAGCUCCGAGGAGAAAUUGCAAACCGUCGGUUCCGGGGACACGUCGCCUCUGAAUAAUGGUUGCCUGAGGCCGCCGCUGCACGAGCUGAAAGACAGCCCCGGCGUUAAAAGGAGAUCCCGGCACGUGGCGCGUCUCAAUAUGGGCGAAGCGAAAGAUGACAUUCACGUUUGCAUACUGUGCAUGCGUGCCAUCAUGAACAACAAGUACGGAUUCAACAUGGUCAUUCAGCAUCGUGAAGCAAUCAAUUGCAUUGCGCUCAGUCUAAUGCACAAGAGUCUGAGAACAAAAGCUCUGGUGCUGGAACUUCUUGCUGCCAUUUGUCUGGUAAAAGGUGGCCACGAGAUCAUCUUGUCGGCGUUCGACAACUUCAAAGAAGUUUGUUUGGAACGGCGACGAUUCACCACGCUUAUGGCAUACUUCACCCAAUACGAUAGUUUUCACAUAGAAUUCAUGGUCGCUUGUAUGCAGUUCGUAAAUAUCGUCGUCCAUUCAGUGGAGGACAUGAAUUUCAGGGUUCACCUGCAAUACGAAUUUACUAAGCUUGGUUUAGACGAGUAUCUCGAGAAACUCAGACAUACCGAGAGCGAGGAUUUGCAGGUUCAAAUCUCUGCGUAUCUGGAUAACGUGUUUGAUGUUGCUGCCUUAAUGGAAGACAGCGAAACUAAGACUGCUGCGUUAGAAAAAGUAGCUGAAUUAGAAGAUGAACUUGGCCACGCGCAUGACAGAAUGGCGGAAUUGGAGAGAGAAUCGCUAGCAAAGUUGGCGGAAUUAGAGACUGAAUUGGGCGCGUUGAAGGUGGAAUACGCCGACGCGGUGGAGGCUCGUCGACUGGCCGAGGAGGAGCUCACCGCGUUGAAGAGGCAAAAGCAGGAUUCAGCACGGAGGCAAAGCGUUUUGGAAAACAAAAUUAUAGAACUGGAGACGCUCACUGGCACUCUUACGAAGGGCUCUUCAGGCAACCUUCGAAACGGAUGUGCAACGAGUCCCAUCAGUACGUCGGACAACGUCACGUCUUCUACGCUUAAUUCGACCCCGUCUCCGACGUUGGAGGAACCUCCUCCGUCCGCCCCAGCGCCACCUCCACCUCCUCCACCUCCGUGUCCGCCACCGCCUCCUAUGGCGCCUCUUUCCCCUGGAGAUCAAAAGUUACCACCGCCUGCACCAAUACCUCCACCGCCUGCGGGCAUGAUGCAAGCACCGGACGGUGCGAUGACUAUCAAACGGAAAGUUCAAACAAAAUACAAACUGCCCACGCUGAACUGGAUCGCUCUGAAGCCGAAUCAAGUACGGGGUACCAUUUUCAACGAGCUAGACGACGACCGGUUGCACAAUUACAUAGACUUCUCCGAUUUCGAGGAACGAUUUAAAAUCGGAAUGGGAAGUCACGUUGCUAAUGGCAACAACGAAAUCGACGGCCUUCAUAGCUUCCCUAGUAAACGAUUCAAGAAACCGGAGAACGUGUCGCUUUUAGAACAUACCAGACUGCGAAAUAUCGCCAUAUCGCGAAGAAAAAUGGAAAUGCCGGUGGAGAAAGUGAUCAUGGCGGUAAAUGCUCUCGAUUUGAAAGUACUGUCGCUGGAAAAUGUAGAGCUGUUACAACGUAUGGUACCCACAGAUCAAGAAAUAAAAGCAUACAGGGAGUACAUCAUAGAAAAGAAAAACGUCAAUCUGUUAACGGAGGAGGACAAAUUUUUAAUGCAACUCGGCAAAGUGGAGAGGAUAUCGACGAAACUGUCCAUUAUGAAUUACAUCGGCAACUUUUUUGACAAUUUACAUCUUAUUACUCCGCAAAUACAUGCUGUGAUAUCUGCCUCGAGUUCGGUCAAGAGUUCAAAGAAGCUAAGAGCAGUAUUAGAAAUCAUCCUUGCAUUCGGCAAUUACCUAAACAGCAGUAAACGAGGGCCGGCGUACGGGUUCAAACUUCAAAGUUUAGACACAUUACUCGAUACGAAGUCAACGGACAAGAGAAUGUGCCUUUUACACUAUAUCGUGGCAACGAUACGAGUCAAGUUUCCAGAAUUGAUUAAUUUCGAAUCGGAGCUAAUGUACAUCGAUAAGGCAGCGACCGUCUCGUUGGAAAACAUAACUACCGACGUUCACGAACUGGAAAAGGGGAUGGACCUCGUGAGAAAAGAAUUUGAGUUACGCGGUAAAGAGAAACACAACACCGUCCUGCGAGAUUUCUUGAAUAAUUCGGAAGAAAAGUUGCGCCGUUUGAAAUCCGACGCACGGACUGCUGGAGAAGCAUUCCGGGAAUGCGUUGAAUUUUUCGGAGAAAGUCCCCGACAGGCUGAUGCUAAUACAUUCUUCUCUCUCCUCGUCAGAUUCGCAAGGGCAUUUAAGGCUGCGGAUCAAGAAAAUGAACAGCGUCGCAGACUAGAAGCUGCUGCUGCAGAAGCUUUGAACGCCUCAGAGGACGUUAUUAAACGUAAUAAGUUAAAUCAAAAGAAGCAACAGGACGCUGUGAUAAAUGAACUGAAAAAUAAGACGAGACUAGUUCAGGAGAAGAAAUUGUUGCAGCAGGAUGAAGUGUACAAUGGUGCUCUGGAAGACAUUCUUCUUGGGCUUAGAUCAGAACCGUAUCGACGAGCAGAUGCAGUCAGGCGUAGCCAACGCAGACGUAUCGAUAAUCACAGACUUUCUCGCACUGCCGAAGAACUAGAACUUUAAACUAUGCUCUACGCCCAGUGUGUUUUUUCCAUUUUCUUUCAGGGAGAACAAUCUCUUUUUAAGGAAAAAAUUUUCACUGCGUCUCUUGCGCCAACCAACGUUUUCAUACUCUUUCAAGCUCUUUCAGAAUUUUCUUAAUUUUAACUCGAUAUUUAUAAUUUUGUGUCAAAAGUUAACGCACAAUGUAAUUUGAACGUCGAGUGAAUGUACGUUUACUAGAGCAUUUGAAUUUUAUUCGCCAUAAUUCACAUUGGAAAGUCGAGAUAAAUUUCAUGUGAUAAACCUUGUAAACUGAGUUCAAGCAUGAAAGAGUUGUGCGCUGCGUUAUCGAAUCAAAAUUUAUAAAUGAUGAAUAACACAGUAAUGUCUUGUUAAUAUCAAAAUGUUUGAGUCCACGAAGGCUGACAUUAACAGACGAUUUGGCUCUGACUAAUCAAAUACAUCCUUGCAAGAAACGUCAGAGAAAGAGAGAGAGAACAAAUCCGCUGAUAAACUAUGAAUCAUCGUGUUCUAAAAAUAAAAUUUUUAGAAUUUUUACUAUUUCUCUAAGGUAGGAGGGAUGAAAGUCUAAAGGGAUGAUGAGAUCUUUCAGAUUAUUUUAAAUUAAAUAAAAGUAUAUUCUAAUAUAUAUUUAUCUAAGCUAUUUCACUUUACCUACGUAUAUAAUUCAUAAAAAUGUACUCUGGGUAUAUUUUUAUCUGUCUUAAUAUAAACAAAGUUAAUCAUAAUGAAGAUAAUCAGAAAAACCUCAUCAACUUAUUGAGAAAAGAGAAAAACAGAAUGAUUCGUCAUUUAACAGCAUCCUCAUCCUCUUGUUCACCGUGUUUGCCUAGUUCGAUAAAUUGCAAUCACUUUCUCAAAUAUUGACAGGACAUUACUGCAAUAUGGUAGAGCUGUAGAUACAGUAAUUUAAAACAAAUAUUGGAAUUUGAUAUUGAAUUAUUCAUAUGCGUAAGUCACUUAAUACGGUGCUAUAAAUUCAUCGAGAAAUCCAAAGCAAAAUGCGAAGUUUUUGUCAGUAAUACUUUCAACAAACAGUCGCAACGUGUAACGAUGUUUGUCUGUUUGUUCAAUAUGUAUUCUUUCUAUUGUACAAAUCUAGUGAACGUAACUACGAAAUACGUUUACGGAAUAUCAUAGAAAAUAGUAAAUUUAGCAAUGCACAUUUAGAAAAGUUAUACUAUUAUUUUUACAUUGUUUUUUUUUUUUAAUGAUUAUUAUAACUUUAAGUAAUCGAACGCUAAAAUUGUUUCCAUUUAAUUAUUGUUGAUUGUUAUAUACGUUUGAGAUAUUUAUAAUUCCAAUUUAAUUCAUAUCUGUUGAUCGUUUAUUUGAGAGAGUUUCUAAGAAAAAGACGGCAGAGUUUCGAUAGUAGUAAUAACGACGACGAGUACAUAAGAAAAGAUUUAAAUAUACUUUUGCAUAUUUGUACGAUUUUCGGCAAGACACAGUUUCCAAUUAAAUCGUAACAUUCCAUAGGUGUAAAAAUCUUGACAAAGCUUAAUGAAAUUCCCAAGCAAAUAACUAUUUUGAGAUAAUAUUACGAAAGUAAUACAUUUACAAAUAUAACAAAUUCCAAAAUACAGAUGUUGCAGCAUAUUUUUCUCAAAGUUUAAAAGUCAAUUCUUCAAUACGUAAAUAGCAAAAACACGCACAGAAAUAGUUUAUAUAUAAUGUGAACUUUUUGAAAGAAUUUUUUAUUAUGCAUAAUAUCUAAAGGUAACAUGACUUGUUACAUUCCGUCAGAAUUUCAAAAUACGCUCAAUAUUAUAAAUAGAUGCAUAGUAUGCUUCGGCUACGACUUUUAUUAUAACGCACAAGUAAAUAAAAUAGAAAUAUACCAAUGUAGGCUAUGGGUCACUUGUUUGAAACAUACAAAAGAAUACUGAGUAAUAUAGAAAGAAUCAAAGUUAUAAUUGUGACGAUUAAAUCGGUACUUUAAUAUUGAUACUUAACAUAUAAUUUUUUAAAUUAACACGAAAAUA